CGGAGGAGAAGGCAGGGCAGGGACGCGGCUGCCCAGGGACCCGAGGGAUCCAGAGGAGACAGCAGCGUUCCUCAACGCACCGACAAGAGCAGAAGGCGGACAGGAGCAGGGCUCACGCAGGGCUGACAGGGAGUAGUGCCCUCGUGGCUCUGGGCCUGUUUGCCAUCUCCCCACCCCCUUCUUUCUCCGCCAGAGAGAGAACAAGCGCCUGAAGGAGACUGUGGCAUUCCUGCACAGGACCUCACUUCUGGCCAGAACCAUGUGUGACAGGAAGCAGGAGGGCCCUGAUGCCAGGGAGCCAGCAUGCAUGCUGUGUCACCGCACUGAGGCUGACCCGGACACCUGCGGUGACAAACUGGAGAAGUUCGGGCUCUGUGCCCACGUGUUCUGUCUGUAUUUCGCCACUCUACUUCCCAGACAAGAAAAUGAACGUGCUGGACUCAUGGGCUUUCUCCCACGAGAUAUCCACCUUGCAGUCCGGCGGGCGGCUCAGAAGCACUGCUGUGUCUGCGGCCAGAGCGGGGCCACCAUCCUGUGCUGCGAGGAAAACUGCGGCAGAUGGUUCCACCUGCCCUGUGCCAAGGAGGGCGGCUGUGUGACGCAGUAUCUUCCAAGUUACAGCUCCUACUGCCCUGAGCACUGUCCAGGGCUGGACGUGCAGGUGACUCCAGAGCCAGGCACCGAAUGCCCCAUCUGCCUGGAGCCUGUGGAGGACAGAAUGUCCUAUAGAACCAUGGUGUGCCCAGCGUGCAAAAGGGCCUGGUUCCACAGGGACUGCAUCCAGGGACAGGCCAUGCGCGCUGGUCUUUUAUUUUUCCAGUGCCCCCUGUGCAGAGAUGGUGAGGAAUUUCUUGUCCAAAUGUUCAUCAUGGGGAUCCGAAUCCCCUUCAGAGAACCAAGUUGGGAGGACAACGAUGCCUUUGAGGAUGUAGGAGAGAGGCACAGGCAGUGUAAAUGCCUUUCCCCAGGAGGCAGGGAAGAGGCAGAGGAAGAAGGGCAAGUUGGAAAGCUAUAA
Ficedula albicollis (Collared flycatcher) is the source of this 1015-nucleotide messenger RNA. RefSeq names its product PHD finger protein 7-like. Gene Ontology annotation, cellular component: nucleus. The record is from RefSeq and is a predicted model, not a curated record. NCBI's taxonomy places the organism in Eukaryota, Metazoa, Chordata, Aves, Passeriformes, Muscicapidae. Bases 260 to 1015 code for a protein of 251 amino acids. The transcript has 7 exons.